AUGGCCAAGAGGAAAGCUAAUGGGAGAAAGCGAUUCAGGACUAAAUUCACUCAACAUCAGAGGGAAAGAAUGUUUGAAUUCGCCGAAAGAGUUGGGUGGAAAUUGCAGAAGCAAGAUGAAGAGCUGAUUAGCGAGUUCUGCAGCAAAAUCGGAGUAGAGAAACGGGGUUUUAAGGUAUGGUUGCUCAACAAAAAGAAGAAUUCUACUUUGGCCAAUAGAGAUCAGCCCACAGCAGACAUAUUGCCUGAAUGCAUCAUUCAGAAAAUACUCUGUUAUCUUAGUUAUCGAGAAGCAUCCCGGAUGAGAAUUCUCUCCAAAACAUGGCGACAAGCCUGGCUGACUCAUCCGAACUUGACGUUCAGAGAUAUUUCUUCUGAUGAAGAGAUCAAUAUAGUGGAUAAAAUCAUGGAGAGAUACAGGGACGGGAAAAUCCCUAUAGAAAAGUUUGGAUUUAACGAAAUUUCACGUCCUCUUGUUUGCAAAGGAGAAGUUUUUGAUAAGUGGCUCGGCAUUGCUCUUCAGAAUGGAGUAAAAAUUCUGGAGCUCAUGUAUCAUGGUUUUAGAUUUUCAUCAAUUUUUAAAUUCCUGGCAGCAAAAUCGUUAAGAGAAUUGGUCCUAAUUGGUUGUGAUCUGACGCAUCUUUCAUUAUCUACUAGCCAUGUGGUGAACUGUCAUUCUUUGAGAGAGCUUUAUCUAUCUCAUGUCCGUUUAGAUGAAAACAUGCUUCAGACUCUACUCACUAGUUGUCCCUUGAUUGUCAAUUUAGUCAUUAACCGUUGUACUAGGUUGGAAAAGCUUGAGCUGCGGAAUCUUCAAAAUACCAAGUCACUCACUAUUAAGACAAAUUUUCACAAACUUGUUAAAAUCCAAGCACCAAAUCUUGAACACUUGUCUUAUUCUGGUUAUUCUUUGAAAGAUCUGGAUAUUGUUGAAUAUCAGAAUCUGAAAUCUUUAAGGAUAUCAUGUUGGAAGAUACCUGAUGGAUUUAUCGAGUACCUUAUCUCUAGAACUCACUUCCUUGAGAGUUUGAUAUUAGCUAAAAUCUGUAAAAGUUUUGACAUCUGCGGAAGUCAAUCCCUAAGGGUCUUGAAAAUUAAGAAUUGUGAGGACAUAGGAGUGAUUGAUGCUCCAAAUUUAGUAUCAAUCGAGUAUAAAGGAGAGUAUAUUCCUCGGCUAACAUUUGCAAAAGAAUCAAGCCAAUUGAAGCACUCACAUAUCAUUCUUGAUUGCUGCUACUCCAGUUUGAAUGCUUUGUGGUUUUGUCAGUUGAGGAGUUUUCUAUCAAACUCGAUCUAUUGGUCUCAAGUUUCUCUUAAUAUUCCCAAAUCCAGUGAGAUCAGUAGGGAACAUUUUCAAUUGCAUGAUAGAGUUGCUACACCCCAAGUGGACGUUUUAGAUGUAAAUAUAGAGUCAACUAGUUAUUGCCCCGCGUUUGUGGAUGCUUUGUUAUGGAGUUGUCAUCCUAGGAGACUCAACCUAUCAUCAACGGUCAAAAUUAUUACAUAUUUCACCUAUCAUUUAAUGCAUAUGAAGAAUUCGAGCCAUUCUACUUCUCAUGGAAGCAAGCCUCCGUUUAGUGAAUUAAAAGAAGUAAAAGCCUACACUUGGAACAAUCAGCCUGUGAAACUAAGAAAUGAGGAGCUGGCAAUAAGGGAUCUUAGGGGGAGGAAGGAAAUUUAUUUUCUAUUAGAUUGGUGA
Messenger RNA from Lycium ferocissimum, 1698 nucleotides. RefSeq lists its product as uncharacterized. NCBI's taxonomy places the organism in Eukaryota, Viridiplantae, Streptophyta, Magnoliopsida, Solanales, Solanaceae. Gene Ontology annotation, molecular function: protein binding. The coding region runs from base 1 to 1698 and encodes 565 amino acids. The transcript has a single exon. The record is from RefSeq and is a predicted model, not a curated record.